AUGGAUCUGACAAACCAAUUCCUGAACUUAGUAGCACCUCCAUUUUCCUUCUUCACCCUCAUGCUUUUCUUACCACCCUUCCAGUUUUUCAAGUUCUCUCUAUCUAUCCUAAGCUUUCUCUUCAGCGAAAAUGUCGCCGGAAAGGUCGUUGUCAUUACCGGCGCUUCCACCGGCAUCGGUGAGCAUCUUGCCGAUGAGUAUGCUCGGAGAGGGGCUUGUUUAGCUCUUGCUGCAAGAAGAGAGAACCGACUGCGUGAGGUUGCAAGUUUGGCAAGUGAGUUGGGCUCUCCCGAUGUCAUUAUCAUUCGUGCUGACGUUGCAAAGGCGGAUGACUGCAGGCGGAUCAUUGAUGAAACAAUGAACCACUUCCGCCAGCUGGACCAUUUGGUGAAUAAUGCCGGGACAGUUUUCCGAUGCAAAAUGAUAUUGGUGGAGGCUAGAAUGCAGUUAGAAAUCGAAGAUGACAAAUUUAUAAGCUUCUUUGGGUUGUCCUUGCAGGAUAUCAACUUCUGGGGUUCAGUUUACGCUACCCGAUACGCAACUCCACACCUAAGGAACAGCAAAGGCAGGGUAAUUGUUAUCUCAUCAUCCACUUCGUGGAUGCCUAUGCCAAGAAUGAGCUUCUACAAUGCAAGCAAAGCAGCAAUGACAGCAUUUUUUGAGACAAUGCGCAUCGAAUUCGGGUCCGACAUCAAAAUAACACUGGUGUCUCCUGGGUUUAUAGAGUCGGAACUUACCCAAGGAAAAUUCCUACAGAAGGAAGGCAAACUAGAAUUUGAUCAGGUAAUGAGGGAUUUAAGCUUUCUUGUCCAAGUGAGUGUCGUGCCUAUUGCAAGAACAGAAAGUUGUGCCAAGGCAAUCGUGAACAGAGCUUGCCAGGGAGAGAGAUACGUGACAGAGCUGGCAUGGUUAAGGGUCACCCACUGGCGGAAGUUGUUUUGCCCUGAAGUGAUCGAGUGGAUUUUCAGGAUGCUGUAUCUCACUAGGCCAGGGGAUUCACAUACAGAAGCAGUCAGCAAGAAGAUCCUGGACUACACAGGAGCUAAGAAUAUCCUCGACCCAGAAACUCUCCAGUCGACUGAACUUAAAACCGAUUAA
Messenger RNA from Cornus florida, 1098 nucleotides. RefSeq names its product 11-beta-hydroxysteroid dehydrogenase A-like. Lineage: Eukaryota; Viridiplantae; Streptophyta; Magnoliopsida; Cornales; Cornaceae. The record is from RefSeq and is a predicted model, not a curated record. The coding region runs from base 1 to 1098 and encodes 365 amino acids. Gene Ontology annotation, molecular function: oxidoreductase activity. The transcript is spliced from 6 exons.